This is a messenger RNA of Ichthyophthirius multifiliis, 774 nucleotides long. RefSeq lists its product as hypothetical. The record is from RefSeq and is a predicted model, not a curated record. The transcript has a single exon. NCBI's taxonomy places the organism in Eukaryota, Ciliophora, Oligohymenophorea, Hymenostomatida.
AUGUUAAAUUAUUGUUUGUUGAAUAUGAAUAAUGUUAGUAUAAGUAAUAUAUUAUUUUCAUAAAAAUAUAAAUUUAAAUUAGAAAAAGAAAUAUAAAAAGAAUUAGAAGAAAAGUAGAUUUUAUUUUAAAAGAAUUUAAUUAAACAGAUGUUAAUUUUAAAUGUUAAUUACUUUUUAAAAUUUUAUGUUAUUCUAUAAAAUAAUUAUUUUAUUUCAUUCAUUUAAUAGUUUACAUUAAAUUUUAAAAGUAAAGUUUUUUUAAAUGAUUUAAUUAAUUAAAAUAAAAUAAUUAUUAUUAAUAUAAGGAUUUUAAAUUAAAUUUCAUAAAAGAUAAAUAUUUUAUAUUAAAAUAUAAAUAUAUAUAUAUAAAAAAAAAGUAUAAAUAUAUAAUUAAAUAUAUAUAUUUAAUAUAUUUAAUAUAUUUAAUUUAUUUAAUAUUAUAAAUAAUAAAUAUAUAUAUAUAUUUAAUAUUUUUUAUAUUUUUAAUAUAUUUAAUAUAUUUAAUUUCCGUAUUUUUAUAUGUUUAAUUUAUCAAAAUAAAUUAAUUUAUAUUAGUUGGGUAACGCAUGCAUUUUAUUUUAUUAAAUAAAGCAUCUUUAUUUUUCUGCUUAAACUAUAAUCUACUUUACUUAUAAAUAUAAGUUUUUAAGUAUAUUGAGUAAAUAAUUUAAGUAUUUUAUAAUUUAAAAUAAUAAAAAAAUUAAUUAGUAUUUUUUUAAAAAAAAUAGUAUAAUAGUCUAAUAUUUUAUUUAAAAUUUAUUGUUUUUCAAAUGA